GAUAUCAGACACACGGAUCCGCGCGCGCCCCACUACCUGUUUUUGACUGGGGCUGGAUACGGGAGGCGUUGCCAGCAGAAGCAGCGGUGUGAGCGCGCGAGUCUCUUCUGGUAAUCACAAAGCUGGGAGCGAAGAGGUGCGUUCGUUGGAGCGCAGUCUGUUUUGAUCAUUGAGAGGAAAGGCACAGCAUCUUUCAAAGGUGGAAACUGAAUAUUUGUGAUGCGGAAGAAGCGGGAAUGCAGGAGUUUGGAAAGGCACGUGCGCUCUGAAGCUCAUAUUCAUUAAGCGUUUUGGUUUUUUUUUAAGUGAUUGGGAUGUAUGGUUAACUGGCGAGGCUGUUGAGCACCUUAAGUUGCCCGAGUUCUUUGUCAUUUAGCGCAAAUGCUGGAAUGUCUUGUAGUUGUGUUCAUUGUGAUCCUGGUGGUCUUCAUCUGGCCAGGUUCCGCGUAUUUUUACACAGAGGGACAGACGGAUGCGCUGUUAGAGGGGCUGGAGGAGAACUCGAAUACCAAAAACGACAGCUUUACGCACAACAAACCUGACGUUAAAAAGGACUCCGUGACGUUCAUAUGCAAACCAUCAGCUCUGGCCAACUACCUGCUGAAACACUGCAGAAGUUUUAGUGACUAUUCUCCAUGUGUGGGCUGGACCUGGAGGGCGAGCGCCGUGCUUCAGAGCGUGUACGAGGCGUGCUGGCCAUACCACGGUGCAGUCCAGUUCGUGCGGGAUAACCUGCAGCUGAGUGACGAGGGGCUGGUGGCAUUGGACUGGGCAGUGCCCUCAUACCAGAGGAGACGCAGAACAUCCAGCCACUCAUCCAGCCCAGUGCUGCUCAUUGUGCCCAAUUCGUUCGGGAGGAUUACGAGAAAUGUGCAAAAGUUAUGUGAAACCGCCCUGUUCCACGGCUACCUCCCAGUCGUUUUCAAUCGCCGUGGACACAACGGGGCCCCUCUUACCUCAGUCAAACUGCAGCAGUUCGGUGACCCCUCCGACCUCCGGGAGGCAGUGCGCUACAUCCGCUACCGGCAGCCCGCAGGUCGUCUGUAUGCAGUGAGCGAGAGCACAGGGGCGGGGCUUCUGCUGUCCUACCUGGGCGAGUGUGGUUCAUCUAGCUAUGUGACCGCCGCCGUGUGCCUGUCUCCAGUGUUCCGCUGCCAGAGCUGGUUUGACAAAGGGCUAUGGUGGCCGCUCCAGUGGGCUAUAACACUGUACCAGAAGUUUGGCCUCUGCAGGUACCGGAGUGCAUUGGGCCAAAUCAUCCAGACCGAACAUCUGUUUUCCAGGUCCUCUUUAAGGGGCAUAGAGGAGGCACUAUUUUGUCACAAUUCAAUAAUAGCGCCACCCACAGGAAGCAGCCUUUCAUGGGAUACAUACUGGGAACACAAUGAACCUUUAAGAGAUGUUGACGAGGUAGCUAUCCCAGUAUUGAGUAUAUGUGCAAAGGAUGACCCUUUUCGAGGUGAUGCUAAGUCCACCAUCCCAUUAGAACUCUUUGAAACAAACCCACAUUUUUUCCUGCUUUUGACUAAUCGUGGUGGUCAUUGCGCAUUCUCUACCGCAUCUCCCAACACAUACAGGGAUGUGGCUGCAAAUAACUGUGGAUCUGACAAGCAAGAGAUCAACUGGAGUCACAAAACCAUGCUAGAAUUCUUCAGGGCUAGCACAGACUUCUUUGCCGCAGAGGAGAGAUCCAAGCAACUAGCUGCAAGGAGGAGGGGAUUAGGUGGGGUUAGUGGAGGUCGGGUGUUCCGCAACCGUAGUAUUAGCACGUGUAAGCGGGUGCCGGCCUGUUCUCAUAAUAUUCAUGCUAUUUACAAUUGGCAGAGGUCCUAUACACGAUGAUGAAGACUGAAUACAAGCAAAUGUAAUUAACUUAAUGUAAUGAAUGUAAUGAAUUUGUUUUGUUUUGCUGGUCUUUGGCUUGUAUUUUUCAGGUCAGCACUACAUAAUGUGUUGUGCUCAAUAUUUAUUAAGAGAUUAGUUUUCUAUGCACAAUUGAUGGUUGCAUAAAUGUAAUUAUUUUGAAGACAAUAACAAGACAAUUAUGGAUCAUAUUUUCACACAAUGUCCGAGAAAGUGCAACAGUUAUACUGUAACUGAUUUGAUUUGCAUGUGGUGUGAAGAAAACAACACAUUUAAAAUGUCAUGUACCCUUAAGUUCUGUAUUCAUCAUUUCAGUUUUCACCCUGAAAAUUGGCAACAUCAGAAGACAGCAAUAAAUCAAAACAGAACAGCCUUAUAAUAUAUAUUUUUUUCUGUUACUAAUAUUACUAUGAUACUAGUAUAUUGUUUUUCAUUAACAACCUAAAGACUACCUGAGUGUGUCUACCAAGCUUUCUGCCAUAUUAACAUGGGAGUUAUUGGAUAAAUGCAUCUAAUGCACAGAAAUUAACAAGUCCAUUAGUUAACUCAUGAUAAUAUUAUUGUUAGAUGGUGUGUCAUUUCAAUAUGCACUGCAGUCUGUUUUGUGAUGUGUAUGUGUAUUUAUUUUCUGGCUCAGCUAUUAGUGGUGCACAGAUGUUAAAUAUACAUGUUUAGAAUUUCACUGUCCAUUCAGCACUAUUAAUUCUAUUAUUAUUAUUAUUAUUCUAUUAUUCUCUAAUAUGUUAUUUUUACUCAGUAGAUUUGUUUUCAGACUUAGCUGUUCUCCAUUCUUUUAGAAUAAAGAUGGUUAUAUUGGUUUAAAUUUUUGAAGUUGUUUCAUAAAUUGUAAAUUGUAUUAGUUUUGGCUGAAGUCUGCAAAUAAAGGGAAAUCAGUGUUAAUAUUUA
Molecule: messenger RNA, 2769 nt
Organism: Boleophthalmus pectinirostris (great blue-spotted mudskipper)
Lineage: Eukaryota; Metazoa; Chordata; Actinopteri; Gobiiformes; Gobiidae
Gene: abhd15a
Product: abhydrolase domain containing 15a
Exons: 3
Coding region: 382-1842 (486 amino acids)
Molecular function (GO): monoacylglycerol lipase activity; short-chain carboxylesterase activity
Source: RefSeq, a predicted model, not a curated record